Ipomoea nil (Japanese morning glory) is the source of this 1316-nucleotide messenger RNA. RefSeq names its product ATP-dependent RNA helicase DEAH12, chloroplastic-like. Lineage: Eukaryota; Viridiplantae; Streptophyta; Magnoliopsida; Solanales; Convolvulaceae. The transcript has 2 exons. Gene Ontology annotation, cellular component: cytoplasm; ubiquitin ligase complex. The record is from RefSeq and is a predicted model, not a curated record. Gene Ontology annotation, molecular function: ubiquitin conjugating enzyme binding; zinc ion binding; ubiquitin protein ligase activity. The coding region runs from base 187 to 1101 and encodes 304 amino acids. Gene Ontology annotation, biological process: protein polyubiquitination; positive regulation of proteasomal ubiquitin-dependent protein catabolic process; ubiquitin-dependent protein catabolic process.
GAAAUGAAAGAGCUCAAAAAAUGGGAGACUCGCAAAGACUUCGGACUUCCACGUUCCAAUGAGAGCCGAGUCCUUGGCAAUCAAGCUACCCAUAAAGCUAGGGACUUGUGGUCCCAUUUUCUGUGUAUCGCAAUCAGGGUUUUAUUAAUUCCUCCAUUUUAGUGAAGAACUGCAGCUUUCAAUAACAUGGCAUCUGUGGCAGUCCAAGAAUCAGCAGCGACGCUUGAUCUCUCUUGCGACGAUUAUUACUUUUCGCUGAUGUUGGAUGACGAGAGUGUUAGCGAUCACGAUUCUCCUCCAAUUUCCGACGAUAAGUACGCCGAAGAGUUGCAGUUCCAGGAGACUAUACUGUCUUCCUUGAUCGCCAACCCCAACGCCGUCACGCCGGAGCCGCCGUUGGUGAUCAUGGAGGUCGAGAGAAUGUCGACGGGAGCCAUGGAGGUUGUGGAGGGAGGAGGAGGAGAAAAGGGCGAAUCUUCGCAACUGUUCUGCGAGAUUUGCGCGGAGAGGAAAGAGAGCGAGGAGAUGUUCAGGCUGGAGAGCUGCAGCCAUGUCUUCUGCACAUCUUGCAUUAGCAAGCACGUGGCGACGAAGAUUCAAGACAGCAUUCACGUCGUCACCUGUCCAGGCCUGAAUUGCAGGAGUUUUCUUGAAUUUGAUUCCUGCAAGGCGAUUGUUCCUAGCGAUGUGUUAACUAGGUGGGACGAGGUUUUAUGCGAAUCCCUAAUUCCGGCGUCGGAGAAAUUCUACUGCCCUUACAGAGACUGUUCGGCGAUGAUGGUGAACGACGGCGGCGGUGGAAUGAUAAUUACCGAGUCGGAGUGCCCUUUCUGCCAUAGAUUGUUCUGUGCUGUGUGCCAUGUGCCGUGGCACUCUGGGGUGGGGUGUGAGGAGUUUCAGAGGCUGAAUGAGGAUGAAAGAGGGAGAGAGGAUCUCAUGGUGAGAGAACUUGCUAAAGAGAAGAACUGGAGAAGAUGCCCUUUUUGCAGAUUCUAUGUGGAAAAGACUCAGGGCUGCUUACAUAUGUCUUGCAGGUGUGGCUCGGAGUUUUGCUAUGCGUGUGGAGCGAAAUGGACUGCAACUCAUGGUGGCUGCCAGUGAUUCCCAGUUUAGCUUUCUCAAUCCAUAACUCUAAAAAGGUCACUCCUCCUAUGAUAAUCCUUUGAUAUUAGUGUCAGUUUGUAGUCAGCUGUCAAGGGUCUGAGCUAUGUUAUGAAUUUGUUCUAAAACUCGUAUCGAAUUUGUUUGAUGAUCAAGGGGCUCUCUAUUGCAUACGUCUUGAGAAUGUUUCUUUAUGGCACUGUGGUUAUCUGUUA